AUGUCGAACCUCAACUCUUGGGAAGAUGACCCUGCUGCUCAGGAAGAGAAUCUGGCGCAGCGGACCCAGCAGAUGAACAUCGGCAACAACCAGUAUCCCCAAGGAAGUUUCCGGCCCGCUGCUGCCUCCUUCCAACCCGCGGCGCAAACCUUCCAGCCGGGCCAAGUCUAUGGCGGCAAUAACCAACACGCCCAGGGUGGCUUCCAACCUAGUGCUGCCUCCUUUCAGCCAACAGCCCACAACUUCCGUCCAGCCCAAGCAUACGGUGGCAACUUCGUUCCUCAAAACAACUACGGCUAUCCUCAAUAUGGUGGCGGCCAACCUGCAGUCUACGGGCAGGGCGGUAACCAGCAUGGCCAGUAUCAGGGUUAUCAACAAUCGCAGGGGCAGCAGUUCCAACCGCAAGGGCAGCAGUUCCAACCACAGCUUCAGCGCCACCCACAGCAUCAGCAACAAUUCCCCGCGGCGGCGGCGGCGGCCCCGCCAGUGUCUGUUGUAAGCCCACCCGGGCCUUCGAAUGCUCCCUCAGACUCAACCACCAAGCCCGUAUCGCUGCCGAAAGCAAAAGUUCUAUCCAUCGGUAUCUCUGCGCCACCUAAGGAGGAAAACAAGGGCGAGAAAAAACAGGAGGUGUCGGCGAAAGUCGAGGCUGCAGCGCAAGUGCUGGCUGCAAAGGCUGUCAAGAAAUCCGACGCCAAGGAGGGUGGGAGCGGCAAAACCUCUCCAACGCCCUCCUCUGGACGAUCGAGUCCGUCUCGAGGUGGCAAGGACGGUGCCCGAGAUCCGGAUGUUGUUCAGAAGGAACAGACUGCCGAUGUUGAUGAUGAAACCCUCCAGGAGCUCUAUGGCAAAGAGCAUGUCAACAUACUCUUCAUGGGUCACGUAGACGCGGGCAAGUCGACACUUGGCGGGGCCAUCUUGUACGCCACGGGUCAGGUUGACGAGCGGACGCUUGACAAAUACAAGCGAGAGGCCAAGGAGAUGGGACGCGAAACCUGGUACCUCUCUUGGGCCUUGGAUUUGACAAAGGAAGAAAGGUCCAAGGGCAAGACGGUCGAAGUUGGACGUGCCCACUUUGAAACCGAUAAGAGAAGAUAUACCAUCUUGGACGCACCCGGCCACAAGAACUACGUUCCAAAUAUGAUCGGCGGCGCCUCUCAGGCCGACGUAGGCGUCCUCUUGAUCUCCGCGCGGAAGGGGGAGUACGAAACUGGUUUCGAACGAGGCGGGCAGACGAGAGAGCACGCUGUGUUGGCUAAAACUCAAGGCGUUAACAAACUUGUCGUGGUGAUCAACAAGAUGGAUGAUGCUACCGUUCAGUGGUCCCAAGAGAGAUACAAGGAAUGCACAACGAAACUCGGCCAGUUUCUCAAGGGAACUGGCUACAAUCUGAAGACCGAUGUCUUCUUUAUGCCUGUUGCGGCCCAGUUGACAAUCGGGAUCAAGGACCGUGUUCCCAAGGAGAUAUGCCCCUGGUGGGAAGGGCCUUCUCUUCUCGAAUACCUGGAUUCGAUGCAAGCUCUCGAACGAAAAUUGACUGCUCCGUUCAUGAUGCCAGUCUCAGGGAAGUAUCGCGACCUUGGUACUGUCGUCGAGGGGAAGAUUGAGGCCGGUGUUGUGAAGAAGUCUAUGAAGUUAGUCUUGAUGCCGAACAAGCAGCCGGUCGAAGUCGCUGCGAUAUAUACCGAGACAGAAGACGAGGUUGCCAUCGCCCAGUGCGGUGCUCAAGUACGGAUACGUCUCCGUGGCGCAGAAGAGGAGGAUGUGCCCACAGGAUUUGUGCUCUGUUCUCCCAAGCGGCUUGUCCAUUGCGUCAAGGCUUUCGAAGCCCACAUCCGCAUCAUCGAGUUAUCGAGCAUUUUGACGGCCGGCUUCAACUGCGUCCUCCACGUACAUGCUGCCAUUGAGGAGGUUACCUUCUCGCAACUGCUGCACACCUUGCAGAAGGGGACAAACCGGAAGAGCAAACGUGCGCCCACGCAUGCGAAAAAGGGCGACACAAUUAUUGCUCGGCUGGAGGUAAUCGGCGGGGCAGGAUCAGUGUGCGUUGAGACGUACGAAGACUACCCUCAAAUGGGCCGGUUCAAUCUGCGGGACCAGGGAACUACGAUUGCGGUUGGCAAAAUCACGAGGCUCAUCACCGACGACACGGAUGCUUAA
This is a messenger RNA of Phialemonium atrogriseum, 2160 nucleotides long. Its product is annotated as P-loop containing nucleoside triphosphate hydrolase protein. Gene Ontology annotation, molecular function: GTP binding; translation release factor activity; GTPase activity. Gene Ontology annotation, biological process: translational termination; nuclear-transcribed mRNA catabolic process, deadenylation-dependent decay; translation. The record is from RefSeq and is a predicted model, not a curated record. The coding region runs from base 1 to 2160 and encodes 719 amino acids. Lineage: Eukaryota; Fungi; Ascomycota; Sordariomycetes; Cephalothecales; Cephalothecaceae. Gene Ontology annotation, cellular component: translation release factor complex. The transcript is spliced from 9 exons.